Messenger RNA from Amoebophrya sp. A25, 420 nucleotides. The record is from the annotation of a GenBank genome assembly. Lineage: Eukaryota; Dinophyceae; Syndiniales; Amoebophryaceae.
CGAAGUCCAAUGCACAAGUUGCGGGAAUUGGUGAUGAUGUCGAGGAAGGAAGUCGACCUCGAGAAUGACGAACAUGAAGAUGAAGCCUCGUCUAGAACAUCUUCUACUUCUGCUUCAAGUAGUAACACUAAACGCACUUGGACCAAAAGCAGAAUUCGUCUUCGCAAACUGUUGGAAGCAGAAGUUCUAGAGUACCUUGCGGAACGAAAAGUACGCAAGCUGGUUACACGUGCAAAAGACGAAGACGAAAUCAACAUCCUCGCACGAGAACAAGUGGUGGAACAACAACAACGACACGAGGAACAAGCUCGACAAAAUCUUCAAACACAAGAACGCAGUCGUGCCCCAUCAACUUCGCUACCUUCUAGCACGACACAAAUAGGAGCAAAAGGACAAGAGCAAGAACCCAUGACUUUGGCG